AUGGCUUCGCAAAGUCUCUUGUCUUCGCUACCAGUCCCAGCAUGGCUCCAAGGCCAGUCAACUCGCUCCUUCUCCAACACACCCCGCCAGAGACGCCUUACGAUUGAGAACAUCAACCAGAAUGUCGUCGAAGCCGAAUACGCCGUUCGUGGUGAGCUCGCUGUCAAGAGCGAAAAGUACCGCGAGCAACUAAGAAACAAGGACACUUCGCUGCCCUUCGACACUGUCAUCUCAGCCAACAUCGGUAAUCCCCAACAACUCGACCAGAAGCCCAUUACCUUCUUCCGUCAGGUCCUAUCAUUGAUGGAGAACCCUCUCCUUCUUGAGCACCCCGAUGUCCUCAUCAACUCUCUUGGUUACAAGCAAGACGCCAUUGACCGCGCAAAGACACUGCUGGACGAUGUCAAGAGCGUGGGAGCAUACUCGGCCUCCAAGGGUGCCCCUGGCAUUCGCCGCAGUGUCGCCAAAUUCAUUGAGAAGAGAGACGGCUUCCCUGCCGAUCCUGAGAACAUCUUCCUUUCGGCUGGUGCUUCAGGUGGUGUUAGCACUCUUCUCAAUGUCAUGUGCGCCGACGAAAAUUCUGGAGUUCUUGUUCCCAUUCCGCAAUACCCUUUGUACACCGCAACCCUUGCUCUUCUGAAUGCAAAGUGCGUACCGUACGAACUCGAGGAGGACAAGGCUUGGGGCACAAACCUUGACGCCAUCCGCGCAUCCUACGCAAAGGCAAAGGCCGAGGGUACAAGCGUCCGCAGCAUUGUCAUCAUCAACCCAGGCAACCCUACUGGUGCAACUCUUUCUGUCGAGGACAUCAAGUCAGUUCUGAAGUUUGCUGCUGAGGAGAAGCUGGUUGUCAUGGCCGAUGAGGUGUACCAGACCAAUGUGUUUGUGGGCAAGUUCACCAGCUUCAAGCAAUGUCUUAGGGAGCUUCAGCAAAGUGAGGAGAACAAGGAUGGCAAAUUCGACACUCUUGAGCUUGUCAGCAUGCACAGUAUCAGCAAGGGUAUGAUUGGUGAGUGCGGUCACCGUGGUGGUUACUUUGAGCUUGUCGGCUUCGACGAGAAGGUCACCGAGCAAAUUUACAAGUUUGUCAGCAUUCAGCUCUGCCCUCCCGUCAUUGGCCAAUGCCUUGUCUCCCUUAUGGUUGAACCACCAGUCGAGGGCGACCCGUCCUACGAGACCUACCACAAAGAGGAGCGUGGCAUCUUCAACGGCCUUCAAAAGCGUGCUACCGCCCUCUACGAAGCCUUCCGUGAGAUGGAGGGUGUGUCAUGCCAGUCACCUACCGGCUCCAUGUACCUCUUCCCUACCAUCACCCUUCCUCCCAAGGCCAUCGAGAAGGCCAAGAAGGAAGGCAGAAGCCCAGAUGAGUACUACUGCCUCAGAUUGCUCGAUGCAACUGGUGUUUGCGUCGUUGCAGGAAGCGGAUUCGGACAAAAGGAGGGAACACUGCACUUCAGAACCACUUUCCUUGCUCCUGGCACUGAGUGGGUUGGCAGAAUCACCAAGUUCCACAAGGAGUUCAUGGAUGAGUUCCGAUAG
Aureobasidium melanogenum CBS 110374 is the source of this 1539-nucleotide messenger RNA. Its product is annotated as PLP-dependent transferase. Lineage: Eukaryota; Fungi; Ascomycota; Dothideomycetes; Dothideales; Saccotheciaceae. The transcript has 2 exons. The record is from RefSeq and is a predicted model, not a curated record. Gene Ontology annotation, molecular function: L-alanine:2-oxoglutarate transaminase activity; pyridoxal phosphate binding. Bases 1 to 1539 code for a protein of 512 amino acids. Gene Ontology annotation, biological process: biosynthetic process.